CUCUCUCUCUCUCUCUCUCUCUUCGGUUUCUCUCUCUACACUCAACCCUCUUUCUCUCUCUCUCUCUCUCAAAAUAAAGGCCAGAACUAAAAUAUCACAAAGUUCUUGUAGGCUCCCUUUGAUGUUGAGCCGAGUGGGAGAGAAUUUGACAGAGAGAAACUUAUUUGCUCUCUUAUCUUUCCUCCCUAUCUCCCUCCCUCUUUAGGUGAAUUUGUUUAUGUAUAUGAUUCUUCACAAACCCUGAGAAAAAUUUGGUGGGAUUUUAAUGUUGUGAGAAGUAGUAAUACCAUGUUUGGGAUUGGGUGUGAGUGUUUCUACUGGAACAGAGUCUCUGAAUUCUACCCACUCCACCCACAACCCUUUUCUCUGCCUUCACCGCUUCCACCAUGGCCUCAAGGUCAAGGUUUUGGUAUGGGGAGAAUAUGCUUAGGAGAAAUAGAAGUUCUUAAAAUCACCGAGUUCGAGUGUAUAUGGAGCUGCACUCAAUUGAGUGGAAAAACAGCAGGUGUCUCAUUUUACAGACCUGUUGGAAUCCCAGAAGGAUUUUUCAGUCUUGGUCACUACUGCCAGCCCAAUGACCAGCCACUGAGAGGCUAUGUUCUUGUAGCCAGAGAUGUCGCUGCUACCAGGCCAGAAGAUGGCCAUAUUCAUGACCGAUUAGUGGAAUCUCCAGCUCUCAGAAAGCCUCUUAGCUACAUAUUGAUUUGGAGUACAGAUUCCCAUCAUGACGGAUGUGUUUACAUUUGGCUGCCAAACCCUCCCUUGGGGUAUAAAGCUAUGGGCUUUGUGGUCACUGACAACCCAAAUGAACCAGACUUGGAAGAAGGUAGAUGUGUCCGAGCUGAUCUCACGGAAGAUUGUGAAACUUGUGAUAUGAUACUCGACAUGGAUUCAAGUUCCUUGAAUUACGCACUUCGAGUUUGGAACACAAGACCCUGCGAAAGGGGGAUUUUGUGUCAAGGAGUUUCUGUUGGAACAUUCUUUUGCAGCACCCACUUGAGUUCUGAUGAUGAGCUAAAUAUUGCGUGCUUAAAAAAUCUUGAUUCCACUCUACAUGCAAUGCCGAAUCUGGACCAGAUCCAUGCGCUUAUCAAACACUAUGGACCCACUGUUUUCUUCCAUCCGGAUGAGGUUUAUAUGCCCUCAUCAGUGCCAUGGUUUUUCAAAAAUGGAGCACUUUUGUACCGUAAUGGCAAGGAUAAGGGUGAACCUAUUGAUUCUAGGGGCUCAAACUUGCCUUGUGGGGGAAUGAACGAUAGGGAGUUUUGGAUAGAUUUGCCAGACGAUGAUGACGAGAGAAAUAAUAUCAAAAGUGGUAACAUUGAGAGUGCUGAGCUCUACAUUCAUGUAAAACCAGCUUUAGGAGGGACUUUCACUGAUAUUGUCAUGUGGGUUUUUUGUCCGUUCAAUGGGCCGGCCACCAUAAAAGCUGGGUUAGUGAAUAUCUCAAUGAACAAAAUAGGCGAACAUGUGAGUGACUGGGAACAUUUCACCCUCCGUUUAAGCAACUUUACUGGGGAGCUUUGGAGCAUCUACUUCUCACAACACAGUGGCGGUGGGUGGGUGGACACUUACAAUUUGGAGUUCAUUGAGGGGAACAGGCCAAUUGUUUAUUCAUCGAAAGAUGGCCAUGCAAGUUUCCCACAUCCAGGGAGCUACAUUGAAGGCUCAUCAAAAUUCUCAAUAGGAGUGAGGAAUGAUGCUGCUAAAAGCAAUUAUUUUGUGGAUUCGAGCACCAAGUACGAGAUUAUUGCUGCAGAGUAUCUUGGAGACGGAGUAGUUACAGAACCGCAUUGGUUGCAGUAUAUGAGGGACUGGGGUCCAACGAUUGUGUACGAUUCAAGAUCUGAAAUCGAUAAGAUAAUCCGUCAUCUUCCAUUUUUUGUUCGGUUUUCAGUGGAGACUCUUUUCGAAUUGUUUCCAACUGAGAUUUAUGGUGAGGAAGGGCCAACAGGACCAAAGGAGAAGGAUAAUUGGUUGUGGGAUGAAAGAUGCUAACUUUGCUACAUUCAAAUUUCAUCCAGUUAUGCUCUUCCCUGCUUUCUGGUCCACCCAUGACUGCACAAGGGUCCUGACAGCCUAAUGAAAGAAGGUGAAUCAGAUUAAAAUACUAAAAUAUCAUUCUUUGGUUGAGAUAUUUCUCUUUAUGGAUUCAAAUUCUGAUUGUAAAAAGGUUAGGAAUGAUAGAUUGUGGAGGAGCAUUUCUUCUUUGCAAGUUUCGGAGAAGAAUAAGCUGUUAUGUUUCACACUUCCACUACUGUAAAAUUUUAGCUAAUGUCUUGGGGAAUUCUCACGGAGAUUGUAUAAAAAGCAGAGAGACUCUUCGGUUGGGUUGAGAUGCAGUGUCGCUGCUGUGGAGGAAGAAGCACCGGCCCUCGGUUAGAAUGGUGGUGUUUUUAGCUGUAAAAAGCUGGCUUUGAAGUUCACAUUGAAUUAUUGAUGCUGUCAACAAGAACAAGAUUUCUGUGCAGUGAUAGAAUGCUUGCACAUAGUGUUGAGAAUCUUGAACAUUUGCUGGAGACAUACAGGGCUCAUGCUGGUGGAUAAAAAUUUGUUGUCCUUUGUAUGCAGUUUCCUACUAAUUCCAAAGUAUGAAGCUUGUUGUAUAUAGAAAGAAUAAUGGCGUCUAAUGACCACAAA
Cornus florida is the source of this 2640-nucleotide messenger RNA. RefSeq lists its product as hypothetical. Bases 289 to 1998 code for a protein of 569 amino acids. The record is from RefSeq and is a predicted model, not a curated record. NCBI's taxonomy places the organism in Eukaryota, Viridiplantae, Streptophyta, Magnoliopsida, Cornales, Cornaceae. The transcript has 2 exons.